Molecule: messenger RNA, 1351 nt
Organism: Halteromyces radiatus
Lineage: Eukaryota; Fungi; Mucoromycota; Mucoromycetes; Mucorales; Cunninghamellaceae
Exons: 1
Coding region: 12-953 (313 amino acids)
Molecular function (GO): hydrolase activity
Source: RefSeq, a predicted model, not a curated record
CAUACAUUGUCAUGGCACCUCGAUUGACCAAUAUUAUUGAUACUCAUAUUCACUUUUGGCAUCCAGACAAAGUCAAGAUUCCUUGGAUGAAGGGAACACCGUUUGAAACAACCAAGGAUGCAGAAGAAUAUAGUCAACAAGUGCAACGCAUAGGGGUUCAACAAGGAAUCUAUGUGGAAACGGAUGUAGAUGCUCGACAUGGUUUGGUGGAAGCAGCUUGGAUUCGAGAUUAUGUAGAUAAUUAUCGUCCACGACAAGAUGGAAAGAUGGCCAGCGCGUCGUUUGGUGGCAUUACAGGUGUGGUUGCGUUUGCACCCGUGGAUCAAGGGGAACACGUGCGAUCUUAUUUACAAUUGUUACAACGCUUGGUGGGCAAGACACUUUUACGAGGAGUGCGGUACUUGUUACAAGAUGCAACUUUGGAUCCAAGACGCAUGGUAUCUCCAGACUUUGUACAAGGGGUACGUAUCCUAGGUGAAGAAGAAUUCAAGUUGAUGUUUGAAAUGGUGAUUGAUUGUCAUCGUUGCCCUGAACAAUUUCCAGCUUUGAUUGAAUUAGUGUCUUUAUGUCCUGAUGUGUCUUUUGUUUUGGAUCAUAUGGGAAAGCCUCCUUGUCAAAGUAUACCUGGUAGUGUGGAUUUUGAUCGAUGGGCAAGUUGCAUGAAACAAUUGGCACAAUAUCCAAAUGUAGUGAUGUGUAAGGUAUCAGGCCUGAUUACGGAAUUGGAAGGGGGAUCUCCGACGGCAAAACAAUUGGGCCCUUUUGUCCAAGUAGCUAAGGAUGUGUUUGGUAUUGAUCGACUCUGUUUUGGUGGUGAUUGGCCUAUCUGUGAUAGUGGUGGUUCAUGGCAAAUUUGGGUGGAUGUCUUACAAGAAAUUGUUCAAGCAUGGAGUCCUGAGGAACAAAUCAAGUUGUUUAUUACCAAUGCUCAACGGUGUUACCAACUAGUUUAAAUACCCGAACCUUAGUGUAGUAUAUAAAGACGGUAGUACCCCACCUUUUUUUUUUUUUUUAUCUUUUUUUUCCUUUCUUCUUUAUCUCUUUCUUUUUUUUUUUUUUUUAGUUAUUCCAUUUAUAUACCAAUUUGAAAAUAAAGGAUUACAAUGAUAUCAUCUUCAUCUUUAUCUAUUCCAACAUUAAAGGUAUCAAUGAAUGGAUAUAAUUUAUAGAUAAUAUUAAUAUGAUUUUUGAAGAAUCCCACGACAGAUUGGUUACCUACGCCAAAUUCAUCUUACUGUCAUUCUAUUGCAUCUAAAGAUUCCAAAGUCUCAUCCUAUAAUCGACCAACAGGUAAAUAAAUAAAUCAUGAUCUAAUUGAAAAUUGGAUGAUCUCCUCAAAUGUUUUCAUCUC